GUUCGGCAUUAAAACACGUUUCCUAAAAUGAUCAGCUAUUAAUAUUCCAGUAAGCGUGUCAAUAAGAAUGGUUUCGCGUAAAUAUUUUAUGAUUUGUAUGUUAUUAACUUUGCUAAGGAACACCGCUAGUUUAAACUUUGUAGACUAUUUAAAUAAUGCUAUUAACAUUACAACAAGCUUACCUACACACAUAUCUAGUACCUCGGAUAUAACAGCCACAUCUACUUCUCCAAUUACUAAAUGCGAUAUCCAAAUGAAUAACGGAGAUCCCAAUUCGGUUCGUGAAGAUCUUUGUGAAUGUGCAGACGGUUAUGCAAUUAUUGACCAUGAUGAAUAUGACAACAAAAUUCCGUUAACUUGUGUUGAAAUAUUGCCAGAAACGAGCACAAUAACAGAAACGGAAGACAUUAAAACGACGGCGACAACAGAAACGGAAGACAUUAAAACGACGGCGACAAGUUCAAAACUAAAACCAAUAAGGAAGAAAGAAACAUUUCGUGCAACUGGUUCUCUACUGGGUUAUUAUAUAACAGGAGGAGCGCUGUUUACGUUAAUGAUAACUGCUUCAGGAUUGCAUUAUAUAUGGAGUUUACGAAGAAACGGGUAUUAUGAAAUUAUACAUUUUGUUUAAGAAUAUUACAUUGUGAUUCAGAAAUGCCGAAAAUAAAACAAACAAAUUAUA
Bactrocera oleae (olive fruit fly) is the source of this 682-nucleotide messenger RNA. NCBI's taxonomy places the organism in Eukaryota, Metazoa, Arthropoda, Insecta, Diptera, Tephritidae. The record is from RefSeq and is a predicted model, not a curated record.